Loxodonta africana (African savanna elephant) is the source of this 1675-nucleotide messenger RNA. Its product is annotated as UDP-glucuronosyltransferase 2B17-like. The record is from RefSeq and is a predicted model, not a curated record. Lineage: Eukaryota; Metazoa; Chordata; Mammalia; Proboscidea; Elephantidae. The transcript has 6 exons. Gene Ontology annotation, molecular function: glucuronosyltransferase activity. The coding region runs from base 1 to 1593 and encodes 530 amino acids.
AUGCUUAAAAACUGGGCUUCAGUUCUUGUGCUUAUACAGCUAUGUUAUUAUUUUAGCUGUGGGUCCUGUGGAAAGGUGCUAGUGUGGCCAAUGGGAUACAGUCACUGGAUGAAUGUAAAGGCUAUACUGGACGAACUUGUUCAGAGGGGCCAUGAAGUGACUGUGCUGACAUCUUCAGCUGCCACCCUUGUGGAUCCUAACAAACCAUCUGCUAUUAAUUUUGAGGUUUAUCCAUCAUCUUUUACUAAAGAUGAAUUAGAUUCUUAUUUUAUGGAAUGGAUCACAAAAUGGGCAUUUGAAUUACCAAGGAGUACAUUGUGGGCAUAUGGUCCAAAGAUGCAAAAAACGUAUUACGAAUAUUCUGAUACUAUUCAAAAGCUCUGUGAAGAUGCAAUUUCAAACAAGAAACUUAUAAAGAAACUGAAAGAAUUAAAAUUUGACGUCAUUCUUGGAGAUGCCAUUUCUCCUUGUUGUGAGCUGCUGGCUGAGCUACUUAACCUACCUUUCAUCUACACUCUUCGAUUUACUACAGGCAAUACAUAUGAAAAACUCUGCGGAGGACUUCCAUACCCUCCUUCCUAUGUACCUGUUGUCGUAUCAGAACUUAGUGACAAAAUGACAUUCAUGGAGAGAGUGACAAAUAUGUUGUAUCUCCUACAUUUUGACUUUUUCUUUGAGACUUUUAACAAGAAGAAGUGGGAUCAGUUUUACAGCGAAGCUUUAGGAAAACCCACUACAUUGUGUGAAUUGAUGGGGAAAGCUGAUAUGUGGCUGAUACGAACAUAUUGGGAUUUUGAAUUUCCUCGCCCAUUCUUACCUAAUUUUGAAUUUGUGGGAGGACUCCACUGUAAACCUGCCAAACCUUUGCCUAAGGAAAUGGAAGAGUUUGUCCAGAGCUCUGGAGAAGAUGGUGUCGUGGUUUUUAGUUUGGGGUCAAUGGUCAAAAACCUUCCAGAAGAAAAGGCUAACCUGAUUGCAGCAGCCCUUGCCAAGAUUCCACAGAAGGUUGUGUGGAGAUUUGGAGGCAAGACACCAGAUACAUUGGGACCUAAUACUCGGCUGUAUGAGUGGAUCCCCCAGAAUGAUCUUCUUGGUCACCCAAAAACCAAAGCUUUUAUCACACAUGGUGGAACCAAUGGUGUCUAUGAAGCCAUUUACCAUGGAGUUCCCAUGGUGGGACUCCCCCUGUUUGUUGAUCAACCUGAUAACAUGGCUCACAUGAAAGCCAAGGGAGCAGCUGUCUACUUGAACUUGAACACAAUGUCAAGUACAGAUUUUCUCAAUGCAUUGAACACAGUCAUUAAUGACACUUCCUAUAAAGAGAAUGCUAUGAAAUUAUCAAGAAUUCAUCAUGAUCAGCCAGUGAAGCCUCUAGAUCGAGCUGUCUUCUGGAUUGAGUUUGUCAUGCGUCACAAAGGAGCCAAACACCUUCGGGUUGCAGCCUAUGACCUCACCUGGUUCCAGUACCACUCUUUGGAUGUGAUUGCAUUCCUACUGGCCUGUGUGGCAAUGGCUAUAUUCAUCAUCACAAAAUGUUGUCUGCUUUGUUGUCUGAAGUUUUCUAAGACAGGAAAGAAGAAAAAAAGAGAGUAGCUGCAUCUGAGGUCUGAAUAUUGCGUACUGAUAUAUGGAACUCCAACAGUUUAUUCCAGCAGGAAUAGGCUGCAAUGUCAGA